AAGUUAUUAAAAUGACAUUGAUGAAUUGUAAAUUAUAACAUCAACAUGAAAUUUGAAAGAGUUAAGAAGUGUAUAUAGAAUCAUACACUAAUAUUUGAACAAAAAAUGUCUGGGCAAAAAAAGAAAGCAUUGUUUAUUUGUUUAGGAAAUAUAUGCCGAUCGCCGAUAGCUGAAGGUGUGUUUCGUAAAAUUGCCGACGAUACAUGGGAAAUAGACAGUGCAGCCAUUGGCGGCUGGCACAUCGGUAAUCCGCCGGACUGGAGGGCUUUAGAUACUAUGAAGAAACAUGAUGUACCAUAUAAUAAUUGUGCCAGGCAGAUAUCUACGAAAGACUUCAAUGAAUAUGACUUUAUAUUUGGUAUGGACGAAGAGAACAUGAGAGAUCUAAACAGGAAGGCUCCUAAAGGAUCGAAGGCAAAGCUGUUUCUGUUCGGAGAUUUUGAUCCCGAAGGAGACAGAAUUAUACGAGACCCGUAUUAUGACAGCGACUCUAAAGGGUUUGAGAAGUGUUACGAGCAAUGCGUCCGCUGCUCCCAUGGUUUCUUAGAGCAGUUGGCUCAAGGGAAAAUAAAAUAAUACUCUAAUGUAUAUUAUAUAAAACAGUAGUUUAUUAAA
Messenger RNA from Danaus plexippus (monarch butterfly), 615 nucleotides. Its product is annotated as low molecular weight phosphotyrosine protein phosphatase-like. The transcript is spliced from 4 exons. Gene Ontology annotation, cellular component: cytoplasm. Gene Ontology annotation, biological process: protein dephosphorylation. Lineage: Eukaryota; Metazoa; Arthropoda; Insecta; Lepidoptera; Nymphalidae. The record is from RefSeq and is a predicted model, not a curated record. The coding region runs from base 106 to 576 and encodes 156 amino acids. Gene Ontology annotation, molecular function: acid phosphatase activity; non-membrane spanning protein tyrosine phosphatase activity.